Messenger RNA from Penicillium oxalicum, 228 nucleotides. RefSeq lists its product as uncharacterized. The transcript is spliced from 2 exons. Lineage: Eukaryota; Fungi; Ascomycota; Eurotiomycetes; Eurotiales; Aspergillaceae. Bases 1 to 228 code for a protein of 75 amino acids. The record is from RefSeq and is a predicted model, not a curated record.
AUGAGCCCCAUCGUUCUCAAACGGCCCCUCGCAGAAGAAGCCAUCGUCAAUACUCCGCCCCUGGCGGGAUGUGCCGAAUCAUCAACAACGCUGGGUGCCGAAGAUCCGACCGUGCCCGACAAGAACAGUCCAAGACCAUUCGUCGGUGGCAAUCAGGGGAGGUCACGAAUCAGAGCACCGGGAGAAAGCCCAGAUGCCAUCGAAAAACUCGGCAAUGAGCUCCAGUGA